Molecule: messenger RNA, 1122 nt
Organism: Mesorhabditis belari
Lineage: Eukaryota; Metazoa; Nematoda; Chromadorea; Rhabditida; Rhabditidae
Source: the annotation of a GenBank genome assembly
AUGUCGUCACCGGGUGGAUCAAGACAACGAAAAAACAAUGAAGGGAAGGCGGAUGGGAAACGGGAUGAGACAGAACAAAAAUCCGAUGAUGAGAGAAAAAAGGAGCAGCCAAAAGCGAAGCACGACACUUGUUCGAAGCUGCCCGACGUUUUCAACAAAUUCGUCGACAGUUUCAACUCGGCUCUGCACGCGGUUGUUGAUCAAUCGGCGACUUGUUCCUCGCGGAAGCUUCGCUCGUUGACGAUUGAGGGAGUUGUCGAGUUCAUCAAAACUGAAAAGCCCAAGAAUAUCAUUGUGAUGACCGGAGCCGGUAUCUCGACAUCGGCCGGGAUUCCUGAUUUUCGGUCCCCAGGCUCUGGCCUCUACGAUAAUCUUCAAAAAUACGAUCUGCCAUCUCCAGAAGCGAUUUUUCAAAUAGAUUUCUUUGAGAAGAACCCAGAGCCGUUUUUCACGUUGGCCAAGGAACUGUUUCCGGAGGAUUUGAAGCCAACCCCGUGCCACUAUUUCAUUCGAAUGCUCGAAAAGAAGGGCCUCUUAAGGAGAUGGUAUACGCAGAAUAUCGACUCUUUGGAGUACUUGACUGGACUACCAGAGGAUAAGGUGGUGACCGCGCACGGAAAUCACCACACAAGCACUUGUAGGAAAUGCUCAACGAAAUACGAUCUAGGGUGGAUCACAGCAAAGCUGAAAGACAAAUCCUGCAAAGUACCCCAUUGUGAGAAGCUGAGCUGUGGCGGGGUGGUGAAGCCGGAUAUCAUAUUUUUCGGUGAAGCUCUACCGAGACGAUUCUUUCAUUGUGCCAUACAGGACUUCCCCCAGUGUGACUUGUUGUUGAUUUUCGGAACCUCGCUCGUCGUGCAACCGUUCGCUUCGAUGGUGAAUGAGGUGGAUGCCGAGUGUCCCCGCUUAUUGGUGAAUCUCGAGGCGGUCGGCCGAGCGAGUCGUUUAGAGGAAAUGAUUGGCACGACCGGGUUGUGCUAUGGAAGAGAUGGGAAUACAAGAGACGUUUUCUGGAAAGGAUCCUGUGAUGAAGGAGCUCGGAAAAUGGCCGAUUUGCUCGGAUGGGACGCAGAAUUGGAUAUCCUCAUCGAACAAGGACCAAUUCCUUUAAGCAAAGCGAAA